UUUUGCCUUAAAGUUCUGGAGAAUACCUGAUCGUAGACCGGUCACCAGGAACAUCGGUGGAUGGAACCGACAGAACGACUGCAACGAAGGAUACAUGUACUGCGGUUCCACCUGUUACAGCAUUUACCAAGCGUGUUCAAAUUCAGAGUGCUCCUCCAGGCUAUCUUCCCGUAUGUGCGAGAUGAUCACCCAGCGGAAGCUGGACCUGCCGGUGAAGGGCACGAACAUGACACAUGAGAUGGUGACCUUAUUGGCUUCCGCUGUCAACAUUACUCUGAACAACAGGAAAGAGUGUCCAAUGCUGUACACCCGCAUUGGUGACUACUGCCUCGCUCUCUUCUCCCCUGCGAAGGUGUCGUGGCCAGAAGCGAGACAGUUCUGCAGAUCCAUUUACGGCGAUCUGUUGAAAUUUGAAGACUUCAGGGAUUUCGGACUUCUGUUGCAGUACAUGAGAGCAGCAAAGCUGACAACUGAUUACUGGAUCGGAGGUCGCUUCGACUUGGAUACUAAUGCUUGGUCGUGGACCGUGGAUGACUCCACCAUGCCCCUGGGCUCUCCCUACUGGGCUGAGAGAUACAUUGGCACAUGCACCCGGCGCCCUCCACCUCAUACUGAUCCCUUCAGCAACCCGCCUGCUGCGCUGCCUGGUGCUGCCUGCUAUCAGUAUACGCAGGCACCUAAGAACCGCCAGCAAGGAUGGUGUUCCGCCCUGACCUAUGAGCAUUUCUACUAUAUAAGUGACGAGAUCUGUCAGGAGGAAAGGAGUCCUCUGUGUAUGCUGGUAGACACUGAGGAAGACCUGCCCGAAGGCGAACCAAAAGUGGAACCCGAUCCUAAAUCACCCCCACAGCUUUAAUUCUCAUCCUCCUCUUGCCCAGAUUACGACUUGUUACAAUAAUGGCUAGUUUGAUCCUGUGCAGGUUUUAAAGGCCCUGUACAUGCCUCUAAUCACAUUCCUCUUGCAUGGCUUGGGAGUCGCUGAUUAUUCUUAACCUGACUCCCAUAAUAGUAUGCAGUUUCAAGAAAGUAUUAAACCUGCCUUACUGUUAUAACUAAUCUCAAAUAUAUAGGUUUUCCAGAAGUUUAUGUGGUAAGAACAUACUAGACGAGAUAAACCAACUCCACAGAAGUAUGUAGAAUUGUAACCUCACAGUAAAAAUAACUUUCAAGUA
This is a messenger RNA of Cherax quadricarinatus, 1172 nucleotides long. The record is from RefSeq and is a predicted model, not a curated record. NCBI's taxonomy places the organism in Eukaryota, Metazoa, Arthropoda, Malacostraca, Decapoda, Parastacidae.